AUGGGUGCUAUAGUAUUCCUCAUCCAAUGCCUGUUGGUAUACGGCCUCAGCCUUGCCAUAUACAACCUCGUCAAAUGGCGCUUCAUCAGAACUUCCUUGGACAACCUACCCGGCCCAUCAUCACAGUCUGCGGUGAAAGGAAACAUGGGACAGUUCCGUGGUCCCGAAGGUAUAGAGUUUCAGCGAGACUUGAUAGACCAUUACGGCGGGCAUGUGGUGAAACUACACGGUCUCUUCAACAGGCCAAUGCUGUACGUCUUCGACCCGAAAGCGCUCCAGACGAUCCUCAUCAAAGACGAGAGCAUCUGGGAAGAACCGCCAGCCUACACUGCGACUAACCUAACUUUGUUUGGCCCCGGUUUGCUGUCGACACUUGGCGACCAGCACAAGAAGCAGCGCAGAAUGCUAAAUCCCGUCUUCUCAACCACCCACUUGCGCUCCAUGCUGCCGAUCUUCUACGACACCAUUCGGAAACUACGUGAUGCUAUCGAGGCGCGCGUCAGGGAUAAGCCACAGGAAUUGGACAUGGCAGGUUGGAUGGGGCGAACAGCUCUGGAGCUCAUCGGGCAAGGCGGUCUCGGGUAUUCAUUCGACAAGCUCGUAGACGACACGAAGGAUCCGCUCGCUAUUGCCUUGAAACUUCUGUUCCCGAUCGUGACGAAACUCACGGUGCUUCCCUUGCUGCUGCCCUACCUGCGCGAAAUUAUCCCCCCUAGUCUGCGGGGCACGCUCGCCCGCAUGGUACCGAUCUCCACCGCGCGUGAGAUGAAGUACAACGCGGACUACAUCGCACAGAGGUCGCAGGAUAUCUUCAACAUGAAGAAGCGUGCGUUGGAACAGGGCGACGCAGCCGUCGCAGAGCAAAUCGGACGGGGCAAGGACAUCAUGAGCAUCCUCAUGAAAGCCAACAUGAGCGCAUCCGAGAAGGAUAGUCUCCCAGAGUACGAGCUGAUUUCUCAGAUGUCCACCUUGGUCGCGGCGGCGAUGGACACUACGUCCAACAGCCUUUCGCGAGUCAUGCAAAUACUCUCUGAGAAUCCGGCCGUCCAGCAAAAACUACGCGCGGAGAUCAUCGAGGCCUCUCAAGGCGAAGACAUGCCUUACGAGCGUCUUAUGCAGCUGCCGUAUCUGGACGCUGUCUGUCGGGAAACUCUACUAUCUGCACGCAUUGAACCGUCUCGCAGAGCUGUACGCGACACUGUCAUACCCCUCUCCAGACCAAUCCACGGGACGGACGGCAAGCUGGUCACAGAGAUCGCUGUGCCGAAGGGCACGGAAGCCGUCAUCGGCACGCUGGGCUCCAACACAAGCCAGGCGUUCUGGGGCGAAGAUGCACUGGAGUGGAAGCCUGAGCGCUGGUUGUCGCCGCUCCCGGAGUCCGUGACCGAGGCGGGGAUACCGUCUGUGGUGGGGAACAUGAUGACUUUCCUCGCUGGAAAACGUGCUUGCAUCGGGUUCAAGUUCGCCGAGAUGGAAAUCAAGGUCGUGCUCGCUACGCUGCUGCAGAGCUUCGUCUUCACGCCCUCCGACAAGGACAUCCACUGGGUCCCAGCUCCGGUGAUUUACCCCGCUGUGGGCGAGGACCGCAUGAACCCGCGACUGCCGCUCCAGGUUGCCAUGUAUUCCAAGUAG
Fomitopsis serialis is the source of this 1632-nucleotide messenger RNA. Its product is annotated as cytochrome P450 monooxygenase. The transcript has 13 exons. Bases 1 to 1632 code for a protein of 543 amino acids. NCBI's taxonomy places the organism in Eukaryota, Fungi, Basidiomycota, Agaricomycetes, Polyporales, Fomitopsidaceae. Gene Ontology annotation, molecular function: iron ion binding; oxidoreductase activity, acting on paired donors, with incorporation or reduction of molecular oxygen; monooxygenase activity. The record is from RefSeq and is a predicted model, not a curated record.